This is a messenger RNA of Gigantopelta aegis, 5353 nucleotides long. RefSeq names its product protein mono-ADP-ribosyltransferase PARP4-like. The record is from RefSeq and is a predicted model, not a curated record. Gene Ontology annotation, molecular function: NAD+ poly-ADP-ribosyltransferase activity; protein binding. Bases 123 to 4979 code for a protein of 1618 amino acids. The transcript is spliced from 38 exons. NCBI's taxonomy places the organism in Eukaryota, Metazoa, Mollusca, Gastropoda, Neomphalida, Peltospiridae.
GCUAUGGUGGGUGUUGCUGUUGACUUGGAAGUUGAAUACUGAUGUCUUCAGAAAUUUACACAUUGCCCUCUGCAGCCUGAUAGCAAAAUAAAUUCCCGGCAUCGACAUAUAUACAUUUAAACAUGGCUGGAGUUUUCAGUGGAUGUCAGAUUGUGCUGGAUCUUACAACAAGUGUUGCCUUCAAGAAGAAGGUGGAAAUAAAGAAGAAAAUUAUAGAAAAUGGAGGAAUUGUGUCAUUUAUUGUUACCAAAAAGAGUACACAUGUUGUUGGCAAUGAUCCUGAAAAGUAUGACAUUUCUUACAAAUGUCAAAUGGCUGCCAAGUAUCGGAUUCCAGUUGUCUCCCCUGAAUUUAUAUGGAGUGCCAUAAAAAUGGGAAAACUGCCAAAUUCUGAUGACUACAUAAUUGGGGGAAGAAGCAAAAAAUCUGAUUUUAAAUCUGGGAAAAUUACAGCAAAUCUCUCAAACACAGCUGAGAAGAAGAAGGCAAAGUCUUUGUUUUCUAUCAAAGGCACCAAAGUUUGGAAAUUUGGUGACAAGGAUGCACCAUUUUUUGAUGAGACAACUUUUGAGAUUGCUAAAUAUGCAGCAUUUCAGGGUUAUGACAAGAAAUCGGAAAGCCAUGUGUUUCAUGUGCUAGAGCUCCAGGCUGCCGACGUGACAUCAAAGAAUGCUGAGAACAGGGAAUUCAAGUUCCGGGUUUUCACACACUACGGCUCCAUCCAGAAGAUUCAGGAAGGUAACCCAGGAAACCAGGAGUGUCGGUACGCUCAAAACGCUGAUGUGGCACUUGCUAUAUAUGGUCAGCUUCACAAGGACCUCAGUAAUCCUACAAGAAAGAUGGAACUUGUUCAAGGAAGUUUACCAAGAGGCAUUGGUUCUGCUAAACUCCAAAAGAUGGUUUCCGAGAUGAUGGUUGAUGAUGAAUCACUAGCGCCCCCUGUUGUUGACCUAAUUGAACACAUUUGGCGAGAGGCUGCGGGUGAGGUUGAAGAGAUUAUUGCAACUCCAGUGAGCAACAUCAAGGUGGAACAGGUUGAAAAGGCUGAAGCCAUCUUGCUUCAAAUCAGAGAAGCAUUUGACAAAUCGUCUGAGGUUCAGAAAUUGCUUGUUGAUUUCUAUGACACUCUAAAACAUACCAGCGAACAGCCACAAAACACAACAGUCACAAAGGCCUGGCUAGCAAAGAAGCAAGAUCUUUGUCAGCUUAUUAAGGAUAUGGUCUCUGUAAACGAGGCUACGAACUGGUCAACCCGGAGCAGCGUGGAGGCAAAGUAUCGAGCACUGAGGUGCAGGAUUGGUCAUCUGGAAACCCAUGACAGCCGGUAUAAAACGGUCAAACAUCUUGUCAUGUCAUCAAUCAUUGGUGAUCUCACAGUUGAAAUUAAAUCCAUCUAUGAAGUUCAGAGGCCGAUUGAAGAUAACAGUUUCCUCCAAGAAAUGUCCAACAAAAGGCUGCUUUUUCACUCAUCCAAGACUGAAAACUUUGUUGGAAUAUUUUCAAGAGGACUGUUGCUACCGAAGAUAGUUGUUGAUGAUUUUGGUGGAACAAGAACGGAUGCCGGCACGUUGGGCAGUGGGGUAUACUUUGCCAGUGCUGCCAGUACAAGUGCAAAGUACUCUCAUCCCAGCAAGACCAAAGGGACACGACUCAUGCUUGUGAACGAAGUUGCUUUGGGUGGCUGUCUGGAUGUGUUUGAAUACAACACAGAGCUGAAGGAACCACCAGAAGGCUAUAACAGUGUUCAUGGAGUCAGGAAGAAGCACAGCAUUGAUUCACAGUUUAAGGAUGAUGAGUACGUGGUGUACUCUCUCAAUCAACAACGGAUCAAAUAUUUGGUUGAAUUUGCUUUGGCUGGAGACACAUUCACCAGCAUCAAUGUGUCUGAGACAGAGACAGAUAUGGAAGACGUUUCAUCGGGAAUCACUGAUAUAGAUUUACGAGAUGUGCAAGGCGUUGAGGAUCCGCUGUCUAAAGUGAAGGCUGGUUUGAUAUGCGACAAACACGAGAAUGCAGUUGACCUUAGAGGUGUUCAUAUUCGGGCCAGGCUUGUCGAUCUGGCUGCGGAGGUGAUAGUGAUGCAGGAGUACUACAACAACCUCGAUGAUGCUGUUGAAGCCAAAUUUAUUUUCCCGCUCGACGACAUGGCCGCGGUGUGUGGGUUUGAAGCAUUCAUCAACGGCAAACACAUCAUUGGAGAAGUGAAGGAGAAGGAGAUGGCUCACAGGGAAUACAAGAAAGCCAUCAGUGAGGGACAUGGAGCCUACCUCAUGGACCGCGACGAAGAGACACCCGAUAUUUUCACAGUAAGUGUGGGAAACCUGCCACCGGGAGCCUGCGUUCUCAUCAAAAUCAUCUACGUUGCCGAACUACAGGUGGAAGGGGAGGUAAUCAACUUCCGGCUGCCUGGAAGUGUGGCACCGUGGAAGGAAGAUUCAGCAACAAAAGAAACAACACAGACCGAGUUGGACACACACAAGGUUGAGACAGGGAAAACGACAGUCCAGGUUUCCAUUGACAUGCCAUUUGACAUACACAGUCUGGAGUGCCCUACACACAAGCUCAGGAUUAAGAAAACUGCCACAAAAGCUGUAGUUAAAAUGAAAGAAGGCCAGUCUUUUAAAGAUGGCUUCCAGCUGCUGAUUGGUCUAGCAGAAAUACACGUGCCCAGGAUGUGGGUUGAGAAUCAUCCCACGAAAUCAGAUCACCAGGCCUGCAUGUUGACAUUUUACCCCGAGUUUGAAGCAGGAGAGCAGGAAGAAGUAGAAAUUGUUUUUCUGUUGGAUCUGUCUAACUCAAUGAAGGGCCAGGCACUUGAAGAUGCCAAGAAGAUUCUGCUUCUCACACUAAAAAACCUGCCAUCUCACGCCUUGUUCAACAUCGUAGUGUUCGGAACAGCCUACAGGGAGCUGUUUCCUGUGAGUGAAACCAACACACCAGCCAAUGCUUCUCGGGCUCACCAGUUUGUUAUGAACUGUUCAGCUAACUUGGGGAACACUGAGGUUUUCAGGCCACUGCAUUCGAACUACCUCCUUUCCUCGGAGAGUUCCAUCAAAAACAUCUUUCUCAUUAGUGAUGGCCAUAUCAACAAUGAGGACAUUGUCCUGAAUGCAGCUCUCAGCCAUUCCACACACACCAGGAUUUUCACUUUUGGAGUCAGCUCAACAUCCAAUGUGCACUUACUGAGAUCUUUAGCAAGAGUUGGAGGAGGAGCAUUUGAAUUCUUUGACAGAAAAGCCAAGUCUAAGUGGGAGAACAAGGUAAAAAAUCAGUUAUCAAAGGCAGCUCAGCCAGGUCUGACAUCUGUGAGUGUUGAGUGGCGACAGUUUGAUGAAGACCCUGCCAGCCUACCCCAGGCCCCUCGACAAAUUACUGCGCUCUUUAGUGGGUCACGACAAGUCGUCUACGGAUAUGUUCCAAACUGUACCAUGGCCACAUUGAAAGCUGUAGUUGGUGGACAAGAAGUGUGUACAGUUGUAUCAACCUCAGAUCUUGGCAUUACAAGGGGACUGACUGUUCACAGGCUGACUGCCAGGGCCAUAAUCCGAGACUGGGAAGAUGGCAUGCUUUCUUCAGACCGCACCAGACAUGAGAUUCUAAAAAUGAACUUGAAACCAUACAUUAUUGACUUGAGCACUGAAUAUUCCAUUGUGACACAAUUCACAAGCUUUGUGGCAGUAGAAAAAAGAGAUGAGGAUGAAAAAGCAGGCAAGUGGACAGUAACUGGACCAACCAUCUCAGAGCUGGUAUCCCAGGAAGUGGUUGAUAUGUUGCCGUACAUGUCGUGGGAACUGGAUGCGAAAGCAACCAAAGAGGACCAUUAUGAGGAGAUGAUUUCCAAAUUAGAAUUGUCUGUGAAAAACUGUACUGAUGAAAAGACUGCAACAGAAAUUUGGAAUGAAGUCCAGAAAAAACUUGAGCCAAGUGAUCCCAAAAUUAUUGAGCUGGCAGAAUCCAUUGGCCAUUCAUUACACAACCUUGGACAUGAGGACAAAGCGAUAUCUGUGUGCCAAGCCGCAUUUGAUGCAGCUGUUGCUGAGCUAGAUACUCUAAGUGAGGAAAGCUACAUGGUGAAAACGAAGAGCUUGAACAAUUUGGCUAAAUUUCUUUCUGAAUUAAAGGAGAUGCAGAGUACAGAAGAAAGUGAAGAUGAGAGUGAAGAAGACAGUUCUUCAAUGUUGGUCGAAGAUGAUGCGAGACAUGUGAUUCUUACAACACUAACAGGAAAAUCUAUCGGCUUUGAUUUGACUCCUUUCAACACCAUCGCUGAUUUCAAAGCAAAGAUCCAAGAUGCUGAAGGAAUUCCACCCGACCAGCAGCGACUGGUGUUUGGGGGCAAACUGCUCGACAAUGAUGACGGAACUCUGGCUGACUAUAGCAUUACUGAUUAUUCCACAGUGUUCCUAGUUUUAAGGUUGAGAGGAGGACCAGCAGAGCAAGGACCAGGAUAUCAAGGAGCAGACAACAAGUCUAAAGAACAUGAAGAAGAUGACGGCAACAUGGAAUUGGAAUCAGAAGAUGAGUCGGAAGAGGAAUCAGACGAGAGAGAGGAAUCUGCUGAAUGGCUGGCCAGGAUUUCAUUGUUUGAUUCAGAUAAAAAAUCCAAGAGAUUGAGAUCAAGGUCAAGGUCAAGAUCAAGAUCAAGAGAGUUAAUUAAAACAGACGGAAGGGAAGAGGAAUCAGAAGAGGUAUCUGAAGAGGAGAUGGGGUUUUCAUUCUUUGGAGGGGAGGAAGAACCAAUGUCGACAGAACAAAUGAAGAUGCCAUUUGAUAUAUCUGAGAUAGAUGAAUCACAACUGAGAUUGAAGUCAUCCUUAGCAGACUUUCAAUGGGAUGAUUCAUCAGAUUCGGAUUCUGAAGAAGAUGAAGAACAGUCUUCUAGUGAUGAAGUUGAGUGUCAUUAUGGUAACUUUUCUUUUGACUGUGGUAAGUUUCUUACUUCCAUUCAGCUUUUUCUGUUGUUAUGGACAUUUCUGUGAUAACAUAGUUACAUCUAUCCACAAGUUAAACCACUUGAGUGUUACUAAAACUGAUCUAGAAAUUUAGGUUGUUGACCAUUAUAGGUAUGCCCACUUAUUAGCUAGUAAAGAUAACAGCUGCUGCUUUUAAUACUUUGUUUUGCUCAGUUUGUAUUCUGUGAAUAGGUAUUUAAUAUAUGCCUGUAGCUUGUUUGACAGUUCACUUUAUUUAUUAAUGAGGGGCAGGACAUAGACCAGUGGAAAAGUCUUCAUCUGAUGCUCGUCAGUGGGCCCAUGCAUUGAGACAUUUCUUCAGGCCUUGACCUUAACAUUUUUCAGUGGUAACCUGCUGGGCUACCAGGUUAUGAAAUCUGGUAGCUCUAAGUAAAAAUUGA